AUGAUGUUGAAACUUAGAUUUGGACUCUAAAUACCAAUUUUCUGGAUUAAGUCUAAAAGGAAACAAUUUUGUUUGCUAACUGCAAGAUAAGACCAAAUGGACUGUAUUUAUAUUAUACUUUAAAAGAUUAUAUAGAGUAACUACAAGGAAAACAUCACAAAUAAAGUUGAGGUGUCCAUUGAGCGAGAAUAUCAUCACGAAAAAUGUUUAAACUUGCACUAUCAAAAUGGUAGAGGACACAAAUUCUAUCAAUACUUUGAAAUUUGUAAUAAACUAAACCACGAAGAAUAAUUCAGAUGGCAUUAAAUUACAGAAUGGAUUCUAAUUAUAUAAACUGAAUUCAAAUAUGCUUUUAUUCAAUAAUUCAACUAUGCCACCAUCAUCUUUAGUUUGUACUUUUGCAUUCAGCUAGCUGUGUUGAUUAAUGGAUCUCAAAUAUACAUGAAGUAAAGGUAUCAAGUAUAGUAAUCAGUUGAUUAUAUCUUUAACGAAAUGGAUAAACUAUAAAUAGAAGAAAAAGAAUUAGAAAAUCUUCGUGAGAAUGUGUAACUGUAAAGAUAGAUGGAAUUAUCUAGGAAUGCUAACAUACAGCCAGGAGGUUAACUUAGAGCUCCUUUUAAUUCAGAUUUGAGACUAAGCUCCCAAUAGACAAAUUUUAUAUCAAAUUAGUCAAAAUAGGUAUCAGGCACAUCAUUGCAGGUAAAAGCUACUCAUUCAAAGACACUUUAAGUUGAUUAGGAUUAGUCAAAAUUAAUCAAUCAAUUAAUAAUGGAGUCCGGACUUUCUCUAAAUCUCUUAGCAAGUGCUUAACUUGAAACCAUUGACGAGGGUAAAUAGCAUGAUGAGGAUGAGCAAAAUGAUAGAGAUAUUGUUUAAUCAGAGUUGAAUAGAAUGGACAAUCUAAUGCCUCAGAAAAGUAAAUUCUAAGAAAGAGAUGAUGUAGCUAGCUCAGUUACCAGUAUACCCUCUUACAGACUAUAGGAAGACUAGAAGACUGUCAUUAUUAGAUAAGAUCUAAACUAAACGGAGGAUGAAGAUCAUAAUUUUGAAUCAUUGGUAGGAAGCGAUCGUAGAAAAGUUUAAAAUAAUUCCUCGCUUGAGGAGUAAAAGUAUCAUAUAGACUAGAUCAAAAGUAGUAGUAGUCCAAAGAGAGUGUAGAGAAAUUUAAAAUUUAUAGAGGAAUUAAAGCAUCAAGACUUGAAUCUAGAUUUUCUGUCUAGCUCAUCUAUUUAUUCUCUUAAUGGUCCUCUGAAUCUUAAAGCUAAUAAGUCAGCAUCUCCCUAGCAAUAAGUUUUAGUAGAGCCUCUAUAAAAAUAGACAGAGCAUUAUAAAUAGGGCCUAAGAAAUGCAAACUCUUAAAAAAGCCUAUCUUCUAGAAUCAGUAAGAGCAAUAAGUUGAUGCCAUAUAUGUAGUAUUUGGCGAAUGACAACUCAAUGAAUAAUGAUGACCUUGAAAACUCUCAGCAAAUUAUGCUGAACAAUAUGUCCAGGAAUCAUCAUGAAACUAUUGAAACUGAGUAGCCAAUGAUCAGACAUGAUGAUUAUAGAAUGACAUAAACAAGAAAUCGAUAUGAAACAUUUAUUUCUCAUAAUAUUGAUGAUGACUAACCGAAUAUACAGUUUACUUUUAAUUCUAGAGGCAACACUCGCCAUUUUGCUGAUGAUACUAUCGGAGACUACUACCUAGAGAGAUAGAAAACUAACUUUACUUAGAAAUCAACCUUUAAUUAUCAAAAAUCUAAAAGUGUUGUUAGAGAAGCUAUUAAAAAUCUAAAGGAAAUUGAGAUUAGCUAUGAAUAAAUGGGUAUUGUAGGAAUUCCUCGUAUAUAUCAGACUAAUAAUGGAAAAUGCUUUAUUAGAAAUAUGAAUGUGCUAAUUUCGAAUUACAGGUAAAUCGAGGAUUAGACUGAUGUGCAGAUAAAUAGGAGAUUAGAGGAAAUAAGGCAGAUAGUUCAGUCUAGGAAGUUCAAAUACUGCCAGAUGAUUUAUGAUUACUUUGAUUUUUGGAAUAAGUACAUGAUACUUGCGAUAUAUCUUAUUUUUCUAGGAUUUAUGAUAAUUAAACUAUAGGAUGGUUUAAUACCAGGAGUUGUGUUAUUAGGCAUUGGAAUAUUUAUUAGUGUACUAUUUAUUGGAGUGUAGAUAUUUUUUUUCUCUAGAGGAGAGAAAUCAAUUCGGCUUAAGAACUGA
Stylonychia lemnae is the source of this 2190-nucleotide messenger RNA. NCBI's taxonomy places the organism in Eukaryota, Ciliophora, Spirotrichea, Sporadotrichida, Oxytrichidae. The record is from the annotation of a GenBank genome assembly.